Messenger RNA from Diabrotica virgifera virgifera (western corn rootworm), 1212 nucleotides. RefSeq names its product thymidylate synthase. The transcript is spliced from 3 exons. Bases 159 to 1139 code for a protein of 326 amino acids. NCBI's taxonomy places the organism in Eukaryota, Metazoa, Arthropoda, Insecta, Coleoptera, Chrysomelidae. Gene Ontology annotation, biological process: dTMP biosynthetic process. Gene Ontology annotation, molecular function: thymidylate synthase activity. The record is from RefSeq and is a predicted model, not a curated record. Gene Ontology annotation, cellular component: cytosol; mitochondrion.
AGUUCCUGAACUAACUUGUUCCAUGUCAUCAUAAUAAAAUACGCGGGAAAUGUAGAAGCGUUGUCGUGGAAAUUAAAAUUAGAGCAUUAGUAGUUGAUUGAUUUUUAAUAGAAAAUAUAAUCCUUCCCUGUAAUAUCGAAGUGAAUAUUUGUUCCAAAAUGUCGAGUUUGAUGGCUACACAAGCUGAGAAAGUUACCAUCGAAAUUACUUUGGAUAAAGCAAAUGGGGAUACUAAAUGCAAUGGUGUACAGUCUAAAGUAUCAGAGCAGAAUAAAAAGCACGAAGAAUAUCAAUAUUUAGACCAUAUUCACCAUAUAAUAACGAACGGAAAUAAAAGGGUAGAUCGUACUGGUGUAGGCACCUAUUCAAUUUUCGGGGCUCAGAUGAGAUACAAUCUACGGGAUUCGUUCCCUCUUUUGACCACAAAAAGAGUAUUUUGGCGGGGAGUCGUUGAGGAGUUACUGUGGUUUAUAAAAGGAAGUACAAACGCCUUUGAAUUGAGUGACAAAAAUGUCCAUAUUUGGGAUGCAAAUAGCACAAGAGAAUUUUUAGAUAGUAUAGGUCUUAAAGAUAGGGAAGCUGGUGAUUUAGGCCCAAUAUAUGGAUUCCAGUGGAGGCACUUUGGAGCAGACUAUAAAGGAAUGCAUGAAAGUUAUAAAAAUCAAGGGAUUGAUCAAUUGGCACAUGUAAUAAAUACAAUUAAAGAAAGACCUAAUGACAGAAGAAUUAUCAUGUGUGCUUGGAAUCCAAUUGAUAUUCCAGAAAUGGCACUACCGCCAUGUCACUGUUUGGUUCAAUUCUUUGUGGCUAAUGAUGAACUGUCUUGCCAGCUGUAUCAAAGAUCUGCAGAUAUGGGGCUUGGAGUGCCAUUUAAUAUUGCUAGUUACGCACUUCUAACAUACAUGAUUGCCCAUAUUACUGACCUUAAACCUGGUGAUUUUGUCCACACAUUAGGAGAUAGCCAUGUAUACUUAAACCAUGUAGAGGUCCUCAAAGAACAGCUCAAAAGAGAACCUAGGCCUUUUCCUAAACUGACCAUUAAAAGGAAAGUAGAAAACAUUGAAGAUUUUACUGCUGAUGAUUUUGAGAUAAAAGGUUAUAACCCACAUCCCAAACUGAAUAUGCCUAUGGCUGUAUAAUUAUUUUGUUGAUAUUUUUUUAUUCUAAAGAAUUGGUAUAUAUUUUAGUUUUUACAAUAUAAAGUAUUUUUUU